Messenger RNA from Cladocopium goreaui, 2361 nucleotides. The record is from the annotation of a GenBank genome assembly. NCBI's taxonomy places the organism in Eukaryota, Dinophyceae, Suessiales, Symbiodiniaceae.
CUUCAUCCCAGUGAUCAGCUACGAGGAAGAAAGCCAUGGGACUGCGAGAAGUCUUUAGUUCUGAGGCGACCGAUGGAUCGUCAGAUGGAACUUCCAACGAGGAGAUCGUGAAUGCCCGUGCGGCCGCCUUGAUCUAUGAUGCCGUUGACGGAGAAGAUCGACCGCUUCCUGCGCAUGGCCAAUGCCAUUUGAAAUCACACCUACUUCGCAGCAGGUGGGUUUGGGUCAUUCGUCUUUGGUCUGUCCUUGGCAUGUUGAUCGAAUUUUUCGUGGAACCACAUUGGUGUUUGCGCCACAGCACUGGACGUUGUCCUAACUCGAAAUUCUAUAUGUCAGAUUUCCCCAAAUUCGGACAGCAAUCAAUUUGGAUGUUGGCAUUGAACGUCAUCUACUUUAUGCCCUUUUUGCUGGAUAUUGGACUGCGGGUCCUUGCAUACGAAGGGAGUUUUGCAACGGCGUCACAAAGAUCUUAUGUGGCAGUUGUGAAUAUCUAUGCCGUGGUUUCAUUCAUUGACUAUUUCGGCCUCCCCACCUUUGACGUCUUGGCGUUUUGCAGACCUUUGAUUUUCUUGGCCUUGCACCAUACCGUGCGCAGAGAGGUCAAAGUUGUUUUGAGCAGUAUUCCACAGGUCUUGGAACUAUUCUUCCUGGGUUUUCUUCUUCUGCUGUUCUUCGCUUUAGUGGCCAUCAUCCUGUUUCCAAUCACUACUGAGGAGGGUCGGAUGUAUUUUCCAAGUCUUUUGACAGGGAUGUGGAGCUUGUUGGUUUUGCUAACUACAGCCAACUUUCCAGAUGUGAUGCUUCCAGCCUAUCGGCUUUCCCGGGCUGCGUUCCUCUACUUUUUCCUCUUCAUGAUCGUUGGAAUGUUUUUCUUGGUCAACGUCCUCACUGCCAUUGUGAUGAGUGCCUACCAGAGGCAGGUUGGAGUGAAUCGCCUCAAUCUCAAGGAAACCCGGCAAAAGAAACUGAACCAAGCCUAUGAGUUGCUGACAACUGAUCCAGAUACUCAUGAAGAAGUUCCAUUGACCCUUGAGCGAAUGGAUGCUGUGCUUGAAGAAUUGAGCCACUUUCGAAACUUUGAGACCGAGGCCCCGAAUUUGUACAGCCAAAUCUCUGCACAAGUCGAUUCCAGUGGAGAUGGAAUUGUUAGCCGUUCGGAAUUUGGAUCACUGAUUUGGGUUAUCACCAAGCACUUGUCAGAGGAGUCACCUCCCCCAACUUUGGAAAAAUGCUUUCCAACAUUGGCAGAGUCAGAUAUAUGGCAGGUGGCAAAGAGCAUUGCAACUUCUGAUUGGCCUGGAUUUGUUAUCGAUAUUCUACUUGUGCUGAAUCUCAUUGAUAUGAUUGUAAAAUUAUGGCCAGAAAUUAUUGGUUCGGAAACUGCAGAGGAGGCGGUUCACGAUCGAAGGGCGGCAAUUGCAGGAUGGGUACAGCAGACGUUCACUUUGAUUCUGGUGCUUGAAACUGUCUUCAAGGUCGCAACCAUUGGAUUGGACAGAUAUCUCUCCAGCCACAUCAAUCAAUUUGAUUUUGCAAUCACAACAUCAGUGGUCGCGAUCUACUUGCUGAAUUGCUUUCCCGAAGUUCUUUUCAGUCAUGCCGACCUUGCUCGAAUCUCACAAUGUGCUCGGCUUUUUCGAUUUUGCAGAAUUUUGGAUAGGUACCAGCCAUACCAUCAUUUCGGCCGCAUUGCUUUCAAACUCAUACCUCCUGCUGUUGAUGUUCUGACCGUGGUGGCAUUGAUAUGCUAUGCCUUUGCAGUUCUUGGGGUUUUCCUCUUUGGUGGUCUGAUCAACGACGACCCAAACGAUCCCAACUACGAAGCAGUGGCCAAGUCGAGCUACGGACAGGCCGACUACAAGGUGAACAAUUUCAAUGACAUUGGCAUGGGAAUGGUCACUUUGUUCGAGCUCCUGGUGGUCAACAAUUGGUUUAUGAUCGCUGAUGGUUUCUCAGCAGCCUGUGGUCCUGGUGCACGGGCCUAUUUCGUGGCAUUCUGGGCCUUUGGUGUUUUGGUGGGUUUGAAUCUGUUCCUGUCAACGAUCAUCGAGGCUUUUACCACCGAAUAUGAAGAGCUUGAAGAAGCGGAUUUCCGACUGCCAGAUUUUAGUGAGGCCACUGCCCUGAGCAAUGCACUCUAUGUGGAUGUGAAACAAUCCUUACAGAUACCGCUAGAUGAUACGGAUCCUACGCAUGAGCCAUUGCCAUCAUAUCGCAGCAGCGACGGGCCCUAAGUAGAGAUAAUGGCUAGUGACUGGCUGUACAUUAUGUUUUUGUUUGCAUGAUAUCUCUGAAUUAGCACCUUUGUGGACCGCAAAGCGACACAUUGACGUCAUUGACGAUCGAUUUAUCUUCGUAAAA